UCAAUGUUCUAGCAUCUACUCACAUCCUCCACCUCUCAUAGCUAACUCACUAUAAAACCCCAACUUUAUCCAAUGUUUGUAUACAAAAAACAGAUCAACACAUAGUUGAGAGGUGAUCAAGAUGAGUGGAACUAACGCUGCUUAUGCUAUGCCCGGAAUGAGGCAAAACGGGUACCGAAAUCAAGAAAUCAGCAAGAAUAAGUGUAGCUUCUUUCAGAUGCCUCUGCACUACCCGAGGUUCAAGAAAAGCGACUAUGAGACCAUGCCUGAAUGGAAGCUGGACUGCCUGCUCAAAGAGUAUGGACUGCCCAUUGUUGGUGAUGUUAAUCACAAGAGAAGGUUUGCCAUGGGAGCUUUUCUUUGGCCUUCGGAGUUGGACAAUUAGGGUUUAAAGCAAGAUAUGUGCAACAAGAUUAUAAUCAUGCUAUGCUAUAGUUUACAACCAUGUAGUAGUUGUUUUAAAUUAUGUAUAUGUAAGUGGCGAUCAAGGUUGAUCAUUGUCCAACUUAUUAUUGACUGUAGUAUGCCCUAUAUAUAAUGCUACGUACUUUAUCUUUUCAAUGUAUUCUAUUAUAAUUAAUGAAAGUAUAUAUGAUAUUUAAUCACUUAAGUAA
Mercurialis annua (annual mercury) is the source of this 614-nucleotide messenger RNA. RefSeq lists its product as uncharacterized. Lineage: Eukaryota; Viridiplantae; Streptophyta; Magnoliopsida; Malpighiales; Euphorbiaceae. The record is from RefSeq and is a predicted model, not a curated record. The transcript has a single exon. Bases 122 to 385 code for a protein of 87 amino acids.